Messenger RNA from Helianthus annuus (common sunflower), 342 nucleotides. RefSeq names its product guanylate kinase 1-like. The record is from RefSeq and is a predicted model, not a curated record. NCBI's taxonomy places the organism in Eukaryota, Viridiplantae, Streptophyta, Magnoliopsida, Asterales, Asteraceae. Gene Ontology annotation, molecular function: GMP kinase activity. The transcript has 4 exons. Bases 1 to 342 code for a protein of 113 amino acids. Gene Ontology annotation, cellular component: cytosol.
AUGGAAGGUGAUACCGACCAUUCUAGGAACAAAACCGGAAUCACUCAAGGGCUUCUCAUGUAUUCUUUUGUUCAUGUUGGAGAGAGAUGUAUUCUUGACAUUGAUGUUCAAGGAGCAAGGUCCGUGAGGGCGAGUUCACUCGAAGCUAUUUUGGUUUUUGUCUGCUCGCUGUCAUUUGAGGACCUUGAAAAAUGCCUUCGUGCAAGAGGGACGGAAACCGAAGAAUUGAUCUUGAAAAGACUUAGAAACGCAAAGGCUGAACUUGAACAAGGACAAUCUUUGGGGCUUUUUGAUCAUAUUAUAGUGAACGAUGAUAUUAAAGCGUGUUACGAGCAAUUUUAG